This is a messenger RNA of Notolabrus celidotus (New Zealand spotty), 3697 nucleotides long. RefSeq names its product neutral sphingomyelinase (N-SMase) activation associated factor (gene nsmaf). The transcript is spliced from 31 exons. Gene Ontology annotation, molecular function: protein binding. NCBI's taxonomy places the organism in Eukaryota, Metazoa, Chordata, Actinopteri, Labriformes, Labridae. Bases 83 to 2821 code for a protein of 912 amino acids. The record is from RefSeq and is a predicted model, not a curated record.
GUGGUUUCCCGCAGGUUUCCGUGUUGACAGAGAUGUGAUCGGUGUGUGUGUUCGGGGGUUCAGAGGAGGAUGUUGUUCGGUCAUGGCUUUUUUAAAGAGCAGAGAGCGGACCAAAGAGAGGUUUUCCCUCCUGUUGUUGGAUCUGGAGGAGUAUUACUUUGAGCAGCACACUGCGUACCAUGUGGCAACCCCUUCAAAAAAGGACAGAAAAGUCAGAGGCUCGUUGAAAGUCUGUUCCAGGUCGGUCAUAUUUGAUCCUGAUGAUCAUGCAGAGCCCAUUUUAAAGAUCCCUCUCAGAGACUGUAAGCAGAUCGAGUUUGUGGAGAGAGAGAACAACCCGUUCAAUGAUCCUCGCCCAUCUGCUAUCUGUAUUUCAUGUACCCAGGUGAUUUACAUCAAAGAGAGCAACGUGAUCGCUUCGUACAGAAAUGAGAGGGGGGAGAGGAAAGUCACCUUUCGAUUGGAGGUCUGCAGUAAAACAGAGGACGUGGUACAAACGUUACUGCAGCUCCACAGAGCGUCUCGUCUGGACAAACUGGGAGACCAGACCGCCAUGAUCGCAGCUAAUCUACAGUCCCGCCUGGCGAGGACGUCGUUUGAUAAAAACUGUUUUCAGAGUGUAGCGGAGAAGCCUCACAUGGAGUGUGCGGUGGAGAUGGUCACCCCUCUGGUGUCUAACCCGGGUCACGUCUGCAUCACAGACCAGAGCCUUUACUUCCAACCGCUCAACGGAUACCCGGAGCAGGCGAUUCAAAUCAAACUGCACAAAGUGAGAAGAAUCUACAAAAGACGACAUGGACUUAGACCUCUGGGUCUGGAGGUUUUCUGCACUGAGAAUGAUUUCUGCUCCGACAUCUACUUGAAGUUUUACAACACUGCUGACAGAGACGAGAUCUACUACUACAUCGCCACGUUUCUGGAGAACCACAUGACGGAGCACACGGCAGAAAGCUACAUGCUGCAGUGGCAGCGGGGUCACCUGAGUAACUAUCAGUACCUGCUGCAUCUGAACAACCUUGCGGACCGCAGCUGUAACGACCUGUCCCAGUACCCUGUCUUCCCCUGGGUCCUCAACGACUACAGCAGCCCCCAGCUGGACCUCACUAACAUCGACACAUUCAGAGACCUGAGCAAACCUGUGGGAGCUCUGAACAAAGAGAGACUCGACAGACUGCUGGCUCGCUACAGAGGCAUGCCCGACCCCGCCUUCAUGUACGGCAGUCACUACUCUUCUCCAGGAUACGUCCUGUUUUACCUGGUCAGAGUCGCUCCUGAGCACAUGCUGUGUCUGCAGAACGGACGCUAUGACCACGCGGACCGCAUGUUCAACAGCGUUGGUGAAACCUGGAAAAACUGCUUAGAAGGGGCCACAGACUUCAAAGAGCUGAUUCCUGAGUUUUACGGGAACGACUCAAGCUUUCUGGAAAACAAACUGAGUCUGGAUCUGGGCAGGAGACAGAACGGAAAAUCUGUCUGUAAUGUGGCUCUCCCUCCGUGGGCCUCAGACAGCAGUGAUUUCCUGCAGAAGCACCGGACAGCUCUGGAGAGUCAGUUUGUGUCUGAACAUCUUCACGAGUGGAUCGACCUUGUGUUCGGGUUUAGGCAGAGAGGGAGCGAAGCUGUUGCUGCUCAUAACGUGUUUCACCCGCUGACGUACGAGGGAGGCAUUGACUGUGACAGCAUCAAGGACCCGGACCAGCGGAUCGCCAUGCUGACUCAGAUCCUGGAGUUUGGUCAGACCCCGACACAGCUGUUCACCAGUCCCCACCCUCAGAGGAUCACGCCCCGCUUCCAUAACAUGACCCGCAGCCCGAGCAAUACCUCACCUCUGAGUGAGCUGUCCCCAGCGUCUAACAGCGAGGACUCAUCCUUCGAAGAUCUGACCGAGGAGAGCAGGAGGCUGGUCUGGACGAACAUGGGAAACCUCACGCUGGUCUGCAGCCACAAGAUCCAUAAAGAGUCUGUGACGGGCAUCGCUGUGAGUCGAGAUGGAUCAGCCAUUUUCUCCACAUCACAAGACUCGAAUCUGAAAAUGUUUUCCAGAGAGCUGAAGGAUUUCCAGAGGAGCGUCUCCUUCUCUAACAUGGCUCUCUCCUCAUGUUUGAUGCUGGCAGACAGUAAAACGGUGGUGUGUUCCUCCUGGGACAACAAUGUUUAUUUCUACUCGGUCCCAUUCGGCCGGAGACAGGACACUCUGAUGGGUCACGAUGACGCCGUCAGUCAAGUGUGCUGGUUUGAUGAGCGGCUCUACACGGCAUCCUGGGAUUCAACUGUAAAGGUGUGGCAGUGUCCUGCUGACAGCUCGUCCACCCACAAGAGAUCCCAGUUUAACUUACUGGCCGAGCUGGAGCACGAUGCAGGGGUGAACACUAUCUCUCUGAGCGCAGCAGGGACUCUGCUCGUCUCUGGCUGCAAAGAUGGGACCGUCACCAUCUGGGACACCAGCAGCAACACCACACUUCAGCAGGUCAACUGUCACUCAGGAACCAUCCACCACGUGGCCUUCAGCCCUGACAGUCGCCAUGUCCUGAGUGUCGGAGCAGACUGCUGCAUGAAGGUGAUCGACGUUCAGACGGGGAUGGUGAUCUCAUCUGUGAGAGCUGAGGAGGAGCAGAGGUGUUUUUGCUGGGAUGGCAGCUUGGUGCUGGCUGGGAGUCAGUCUGGAGCUCUGCUGCUGUGGGAUCUGCUCAGUAACACCAUCAUCAAGAGGAUCCCUGCUCACUCAGGUGCAGUGACGGCCAUGUGGAUGAACGAGCUGUGCGGCUCAGUGAUCACAGGAGGAGAGGACAGACAGACCAUAUUCUGGAAGAUCUGCAGCUAAAGACUGUUUCUGCUGGGAGAGAGAGACUCCCAGUCUAACAUAGUCAAACAUAUUCUGGAUUAUACUGAAACAUACUGGAUUAUACUGAAACAUACUGGAUUAUACCAGCCAAGUAUCCUGCAGACUGCGGACCGAUGGGUUGUACAGCACCACGGAGCGGCUGCAGGUCCAUAGAGACUGUAAUGUCUUUAAGCUGUUACUUUAAAGGUCACCUGCAGAUGCAGUUUAAAUCAUGAGAGCGGGAAGCUCCAUCAGUGUUCUGACUUUAUCUCUCUUUUUGUUUGCAGCUUCUUUGUGUGCAUUAAUCAUGUAUUAUUAUGUUAUAUAUCAUGUAGCACUGCUUUUUUUAAAUAAGCCAAUAUGUUAAAGCUUUAUGUGUAUUUUAUUCUGUCAGCCGUUAUCAUCGCCAAAUAAUACUGAACUCUAAAAGAAAGCUGCCCCUGCUCGUCUUUAUUUACAUUUCUUUAGAUGGAGCUCGUGAAGCUGAGCAGCAUCCAGUGAGAGAUCAAUGAGUGAUCCCACCUCAGAGGCUGAUCAUGAGUUCUAAUGCAUGGAGAAAGCUCAGAGUUGUGACAUUAAGUGACCACACUACAAAAAAUGGUUUAGUUACAAGAAGUGUUAAACAAUUUUACACAGAUAUUUUAAAGAUACUCAGUUGAGAAAUAUUAAAUCAGGGAUAUUUCAGAAGCACAAGGUCUGUUAUUAUAUUGGGAUCUCUGAGGGACCAAUGCAAAUGCCUACCAGACCAUAUACGGAGGAUAUGUGGUGCUGAGAGAUCAGAUCUCAGGACGCACAAAGGUGUGUUCACACACCUGAAGUUAAGUCCGGCCUCACAGGAGCGAUGUUGAUACCACAUAAAAAGCCUCUUUGAGAUCA